AUGGGCGAAUACGUGGAGACGAAAUCGACUCUGCAAAUUCUGAAAGAUACAAUCACCAACCCGAAGGUUCUUUUCUGUAGCCUGAUGUAUUUCGGCACCGCCGUCACCGGCAGUUCGUCUUCGUUCUUCCUACCUAGUAUCCUAGAGCAGCUGGGCUGGACUUCCCUCAAGGCUCAGUAUAUGAGCAUUCUAAUCUGGCUAGUUGGAUGGGCGUUUUCCAUCGUGAACGGAUUCGUGUCGGACAAGGUGCAGCGACGCUGGCUUUUUUUCUGCGUACCUCUGUGCUUUUCCGUCAUCGGCUAUGCGCUGCUCAUCGCACAAAGUCAUAUCGCAGUGAGCAUACGCUACAUGGCAUUGUUCUUCGCCGUGGGCGACUGCUUCGCGGCCAUCGCCCUAUCCUUGACCUGGAUGAACAACAACAUACUAGGGAGCAAAAAGCGCGGUAUCGUCUCUGCGGCCAUUCUCGCCCUGGGAAACUGUGGAAGCGUGCUGGGCAGCAACAUCUACCUAUCCUUCGAAGCACCAGGCUAUCUGACUGGGUUCUCCGUCUCUCUUAGCGCGAUCAUCCCCGCGCAAGUCUCGGCUAUUGUCUAG
This is a messenger RNA of Cladophialophora immunda, 594 nucleotides long. RefSeq lists its product as uncharacterized. Bases 1 to 594 code for a protein of 197 amino acids. Gene Ontology annotation, cellular component: membrane. The transcript is spliced from 2 exons. The record is from RefSeq and is a predicted model, not a curated record. Gene Ontology annotation, biological process: transmembrane transport. Gene Ontology annotation, molecular function: transmembrane transporter activity. NCBI's taxonomy places the organism in Eukaryota, Fungi, Ascomycota, Eurotiomycetes, Chaetothyriales, Herpotrichiellaceae.